AUGGCUGACAAAAUAACAGAGGCCGCGACUCUGAUGCCAACUACUGCUGGGACCAGGCCGGAAAAUGUCAAAAUAGCAUCGUGGAUCUUCAACCACGUUGGCGAAGUCCACCAGAUUUCUGAGAGCUCGUCUGAUAUGCAGUUCUGGUUGAGUGCGCCGGUGCGAGACCUGGUGGUCAACAAUGCGAUUGAAAUGAUGAAGCUAGUACCUUCGGGAGAACACCGGAGUGUUCUGCGAGAGAAGAUUGCUUCCCUGGGUGGCGCUUCUAUCAGGGCGCUGCUGGAGCUGGAAAAACUGGGAGUUCGCUCGGCCUUUACAACGGCCACCAUGGCGGCUGCGGAACGGUUUGAAAAACAGGUUUGGGAGAAAGGUGGUGUCCUGCUAGAAGCCGAGGCUGGUGACGUGUUCAUCAUCCCAGCCGGCGUGGCACACAAGACGCACAACACCAAACCCGAGGCCGAGUUUGCUCUAUUGUCACCAGGAACUGGGCACGGGAUCGAAGCUAGUGGAGGUGAUUGGGACUUUGUCGCCACUGGGGGUGAUUUCGAAAGGGUGUGGUCUGUUCCUAAGCCGAGGUACGAUUCUGUGCUUGGGAGCUCAGAGCGAGGACUUUGCAAGACCUGGCGGGGAAGCGACUCUAUGCCUAGGUCUCAUCUCUAG
This is a messenger RNA of Aspergillus affinis, 660 nucleotides long. RefSeq lists its product as uncharacterized. The record is from RefSeq and is a predicted model, not a curated record. The transcript is spliced from 3 exons. Bases 1 to 660 code for a protein of 219 amino acids. NCBI's taxonomy places the organism in Eukaryota, Fungi, Ascomycota, Eurotiomycetes, Eurotiales, Aspergillaceae.